This is a messenger RNA of Mytilinidion resinicola, 2313 nucleotides long. RefSeq lists its product as uncharacterized. The record is from RefSeq and is a predicted model, not a curated record. The coding region runs from base 1 to 2313 and encodes 770 amino acids. Lineage: Eukaryota; Fungi; Ascomycota; Dothideomycetes; Mytilinidiales; Mytilinidiaceae. The transcript has a single exon.
AUGCCACCGCCUGAACAGACUUCAAAUCUUCGAAAUGCCGCGACCAACAGCAGUGCGAAUCCAAAUUCAGCGCCAUCCCCUAUAGACACAGAUACUUCGUCCACAGCUGUCGUGCCUCGUUCUGGGAGUGGAAGCUCGACCCCACAACAGCGAAUCGCUCCCGUGGCCCGAAUGAUGGCGCCUUUAAACGCCUCAGCGAUAGCAACCACCACAAAGUCAUCUCUAAUACUCGACCCCCUCAGGCAAUUUGGGAAGGCGCUGCUUGAUGUGAUGGAAGCGCGAGGAGAGGUCGAUGUGGUGAGACAACAACUAGUUUUGAGUAAUCUCCAGGCUGGCAGAAAGAGCGGGGACAAGCAGUCUUGGGGAGCGAAGGCUAUUGGCGAAAUGUCUGAAGGGAACAAGGCCUUGAAUUUGCUCUAUGAAAAGAAGGAGGCAAAAUAUGAGGAACUUCUUGCUGCCCAAGAGACAGCCACUCAGACCCUCGCUUCUGUCCUAUCAACGACUACUCAGACCACAGCGAGCACAACGUCUACAUCUGAAUUGAAGCAAAUGCUCGACCAGAAAGAUGAUGAGCUGCUUCAACUCAAAACCCAGAUGACUGAAAUGUCGCGCACUUUUGUAGACAUUAAAAACCAGUUUAAUCAGAACAAGGACAACAAGGCUAUUAGGCAGAAGAAGGACGAUGAGGUUCGUUCGGAAUUCGACAAGCUAAUCGUGCGCCAAGGGGAUCAUCAGACGCGCAUUUACGAGCUUGAACUAGGCUCCGAUAAUUAUGCGAAGCGCAUUUCACGACUGGAAGGCGAUACUGACAUCGUCUGGAAACGCACCGCGAGACUGGAAGAGGAAAUGGAUCAUGAAAUGAAGAGGACGAUCAGCAAUGCCACAAAGGCUCAGGUGCAAAAGACGGUACCCCUGGAAAUGGAUGCUCUCAAGGAUACGAUCCGUAAAGACAUCAAGAGAAUCGAAGGCGACUUUGGGUCUAAACACAAAAAUCUCGAGGAAGCCCAAUUGCGACAGGCCAACCAAUUGUCAGAGACAUCCAAAUCGGUCAAGGACGUCGAGGAGAACCUCAAGGCCGAAGGAAAACAAAUUGCUGAUCUAAGCACCAAGAUUGGUGGGGUAGAGAGCCGGGUCGGAACGUUCGAAAAUUGGGUCUCAGGCCAGGUCAAGGCGCUGGAAGAGCGAAUAUCUGAGAAUGCGGGUGGAGGAGAUGCAUCCACGCCUAAAGAUUUCAGUGAACUGUCAGACGAUGUGCAAUCCCACGAAAUCGCGAUCCAGGCAUUACAAAAGAAAGUACAUGGUCUGGAUGCGUCUCAGCUGCAAGAUUUCAUGUCCACUUUCGAAGAUCAUAAGAACGAUGUUCAAGGUCAUAAGGAGGAUACGGACAAGAAACUUGAAGAGUUCGAACAGAGACUAAGCAAGACAGAGGGCACCGUGGACGAAAUGGACAAAAAGCGAUUGCCUAAUGUUGCGGUUAAGUUAACUGAGGUACACAACCGACUGUCGACUCAAGCACAAUCUCCGUCUCCGCGCAUGACGAAUGCCAAUAUGAACGUUCAAAAUGGGGUCUCCGCACCACUCAUUUCACGCGAAGCUGCAGGAAAUGCAGCGAUUGAAGCGAUUAUUAGGGACAUUCAAAAUAGAUACAACCACAUGAGUCAGCACCUAAACAAUAUUGCACCCCGUAUGCAACAAGCGGAUAACCAAGCGAAAGAUGUGGACGAUCUAAAUAGAAGAGUCAAGACGAUUGAGCAAGACCUAGAGUGUUGCCAAGAUGGAAUAAGGGAUGUGGAAGAUCGGGUCAACAACAUGACGACUGAUGAGCUAGUCAAGGCCAUGGUAGAUGUAGGCCUGCCUCAGUGGAAGUCUCAUUUCCCGGCUGCCUCAAAAUUUGAGGCCGAGACUGAAAACGCUCGUCGGGAGAUCGGUGUCCUGAAAAAUCAUCUUACCACACUCCACCAGUCUCUUCAGAGAUUUCAGGGAGAUCUUCAAGCGAAGGACGUCAAGAUCACACAAACCGGUGACAGAGCCGAACUGGCCAUGACCACCGUUCAGCAGGUCACGCGCGAAGUCUCUAAGAUCCAAAACGAGACGAAAGAAAGUACUGCAAGGCUUGAUAGAGAAGUCAAGUAUUCCACGACGAGGCUGUCGGGUGUUGAGCGGGACUUGGGGACCAUGGAGUACAAGGUGUCGAAAAUCGAGAAGAUGUCAGAAGGCCACCUCGACUCUGUCGUUGUUUUGCAGGCAGCCGUUGAAGAAGUCAACCGUCGAUUGAACAGUCCUUGCAAGCUCCCUGAGUGGGAGAAGCACUAA